GAGGGUAGCAAGCACCCACUUCUCUCCCCCAGGAAUGAUGAUCAUAAACCUGACCUUCUAACACAAUCAAGUCUUCUCUCUUCAUCAUCUUUCGCAGUUGAUGAAGAUGACAUCAAUCCAAUUAUCAGCACCAAAGAUUUCUUCAGAGAAUUCAUCAUCGAGUCGAAGAAGCUAUGGUACCUCGCUGGUCCGGCAAUCUUCACCUCCCUCUGCCAGUACUCCCUCGGUGCCAUUACUCAAGUCUUUGCUGGCCAUGUCGGAACUUUAGAACUCGCGGCAGUGUCUGUCGAAAACUCUGUCGUCGCUGGAUUUGCUUUUGGCAUCAUGUUGGGCAUGGGGAGUGCACUAGAGACGCUAUGCGGCCAAGCAUUUGGAGCCGGACAAUUAAGCAUGCUCGGAAUCUAUAUGCAGAGAUCAUGGCUCAUCCUCAUCUCCACAGCCCUAAUACUAAUGUUUGUCUACAUUUUCGCGGCUCCAAUUUUAAUCUUCGUCGGCCAAUCAAUUGAUAUUUCAAAGGCAGCAGGAAAGUUAUCCGUGUGGAUGAUACCACAACUCUUCGCCUAUGCAUUGGUCUUUCCUCUCGCGAAGUUUCUGCAAGCGCAGAGCAAGAUGACAGUGAUGGCGGUGACAUCUGGCGUUGCGCUUGUUUUGCACACUUUUUUCAGCUGGCUGUUGAUGGUGGAGCUAGGGUGGGGGCUGGUGGGGGCGGCGGUGGUGCUGGAUUCAUCGUGGUGGUUCAUGGUGGUGGUUCAGCUCUUGUAUGUGUUUGGUGGGGCUUGUGGUGAAGCUUGGUUUGGGUUUUCAUGGAUGGCAUUUCACAAUUUGUGGGGAUUUGUUAAGUUGUCCUUUGCUUCAGCUAUAAUGCUUUGCUUAGAGUUUUGGUAUUAUAUGGCAUUGAUUCUCUUUGCUGGAUAUUUAAAGAAUGCAGAAGUUUCUGUGGAUGCCUUGUCCAUAUGCAUGAACAUAUUGGGCUGGACUGUCAUGGUAGCUUUUGGAUUCAACGCAGCCAUAAGUGUAAGGGUAUCAAAUGAGCUAGGGGCAGCAAAUCCAAGAACCGCCAAGUUCGCUGUGGUGGUGGCCGCCGGAACUUCAUUCUUCUUUGGCCUCUUCAUGGCACUCAUUUUGAUUGUUUUCCAAAAUCAGUACCCAGCUUUGUUUUCAGACAGUAGAGAAGUCCAACAGCUUGUAUAUGAGCUCACUCCAUUGCUAGCUCUAAGCAUUGUCAUUAACAAUGUUCAACCUACCCUAUCAGGGGUGGCAAUUGGAGCAGGGUGGCAAGCUUAUGUUGCCUAUGUGAACAUAGGGUGCUACUAUUUAUUUGGUAUUCCUUUGGGUCUGCUGGCAGGCUACACCUUUGGCAUGGGUGUCAAGGGUAUUUGGUACGGUAUGGUGUCUGGAACAAUCCUACAGACGUGUGUCCUGUUUUUGAUGAUUUAUAGAACGAAUUGGAACACUGAGGCUUCCACUGCUGGAGACAGAAUAAAGAAGUGGGGAGGGAGAGUAGAUCCUGACAAGAAUGAUGAAGAAACCACAAAUUAAGAUCAUAAUGUGUCGGAAAGCAAAAGCUACAAUUUUUGGUGACAUUUAACUACAAGUGAAGACUAUUUUGAGAUGAUAGGUUAAAAGUUAACUUUUUUAUUAUUUUUAUUUUUAAAACGUGUGAAACAGUAGAGGUGUAGUAUAACUCAAAAAAAAAUUAAAAACCGAAAAAACUGAUUUUUAACACAGUUGCCAAAAUAGACCUAUGUUUCAUCAAUAAAUGUUUUUGGAACUUCUAUUACCACACAAUGGCUUCAUUCAUUUUUAAGAGAAUGGGCCAUAUGUUGAAGGUGGGACUGAAUAGUCUUUUCACUCUCUAGUCCAAAUGUUGAUGAAAAUAAUUUUAUUUUGCAAUGUGCUUAAGCUAAGAAUUAGGAAGGAAAUUAAGA
Molecule: messenger RNA, 1928 nt
Organism: Camellia sinensis
Lineage: Eukaryota; Viridiplantae; Streptophyta; Magnoliopsida; Ericales; Theaceae
Product: protein DETOXIFICATION 29
Biological process (GO): xenobiotic detoxification by transmembrane export across the plasma membrane
Cellular component (GO): membrane
Molecular function (GO): antiporter activity; xenobiotic transmembrane transporter activity
Source: RefSeq, a predicted model, not a curated record